AUGAGACCGCCUCGCCGACACCACGCCCCAGCGCUCCAAGCGGGGACGGACCUCGUUGGCGAAAAGUAUCACAUCAGGAGCCACGAGGUCAGCGACGACUACCUCGACGUCUACGUCGUCGCCGACGCGCACGGCGCGUGCUUCGAGGCGCAGGCCUUCGCGCCCGUCGGCGAGAUGCCGCGGGAGCGCGAGGGCCUCCGCCAGGCGCGGCGGCGGCGCAUGCGGCGCAUCUGCCGCUCGCCCAACUUCGCCGACGAGUUCGAGCACGACGGGCGCCGCUUCCUCGUGUCGCGGGUCCAGCGGAGCGGCAAGGAGUGGACCGACCUGCAAGGGCUGGGCCGUCGGCAGGUGCGCGAGUCCUCGCCGCGGGAACGGGGGCCCGAUGACGGAGAGGUGGCGAAAGUUCACCCGGGCUCUGGUGGUUCCGGGACCGGACGGUGGCCGUUGAGCUAUGCGGAGGCGGCCAUUGCGAGGACUCAGGAGUUUUCGGAAGGCACAAACCCGCCGGCGGAGAGGAGGCCACUGGGUUAG
This is a messenger RNA of Colletotrichum higginsianum IMI 349063, 531 nucleotides long. RefSeq lists its product as uncharacterized. Lineage: Eukaryota; Fungi; Ascomycota; Sordariomycetes; Glomerellales; Glomerellaceae. The transcript is spliced from 2 exons. The record is from RefSeq and is a predicted model, not a curated record. Bases 1 to 531 code for a protein of 176 amino acids.